AUGUAAUAUUUUAAUAAUUAAGCCUUGAAUUCGAUUAUUUUUGACACAUUUUCACUAUUGAAUCCCGUGACCAAAGAAAGAUAUAGAAAUCCAGCAUUAACUAAAAAUUGCUUACAUCAUAAAGCUUGUUUUGAAUUGGAGGAAGCUUUAAAAGAAAUCCAAUAAUAAAAACUUUAUUAAUGUCCACAUUGUAAUUAAUAAGCAUUUAGCAAAUAUGAUUUAGUUUAAGAUUGGAGAGUUGAAGCUUAUAAAGAAUUUAAUGAAGAGGUUGAUGAAGUAAUAAUAAUAAAAGGGAUGAUGUUUAAUAAAUGCUGUAGAAAUAAAUAUAAAUAUUUGAAUUUUUUCACUUAGCCAGAAUAUUAUAAGCAAUUUGAACAAAUAUUUGAAAGAGUGGAGAAUGAUAUGUAAAUAGUAUCAUUAAUCAGAAGAGACUUAUAAUAAUAAUAGAUUUAAAACAAUAAUAAUAAAAUAAUUUAUUUGUGUUUUUGUUUGUUAGAUAAAGUGAAAAUAAAUAUCCCUGUUAGAAUAAGAGGAUGUCAACAUUAUGAAUGUUAUGAAUUAACUAGUUUAUUAAACUUUUAAAUUGAAAAUAGAAAAAAGAUAUAAUAUUUAGAAUGCAAACAACCAUUUUGUUCAAAUCGAUUAAGAAUUGCACACAAAAACUAUUCUAUAUAAUCUGUACCUAUAAGUAAAGAAUUAGAUGAACAAUAAAAAAUACUUGAUAUCUAAACAUUAUUUUCAGGCAUAUCUGUUGAUUUGGAUUUAUUAAAUGUCAUUAAAAAGAGUAAUCCAAGCUCAUUCAAAUUUUACUAUAAUAAAAAAACCGAAAAUAUUGAAGAAGAUAUAAAUAAAAUAGACGGCAAAGCUGUAGAUCCAUUCAUUGUAAAAUUUUAUUUACAACAUCCAGAUGUAUAAUAAAAAAUGUAAUACUAAGAAUUCCAAAAAAUAAUAUAAUAAUAGACAAUUUUAGCAACCCAAGGAGGACUUCUUUAAGAAGAGCAAGAUUUGAGCAAAUAAUUAACUUUGUAAAGAUACAGAAAUUACUAAGUAAAUAUGAUAGACAAAUUAACAUAACUUACAAUUGAAUAUCCAGUUAGAUGUAAACUUUGUAGAGAUCUAGAAGUUUGUAUGGAUAUUAGAAGUUAUAUUGCACAAUUUAUUUAUUUUAAAAAAUUUUUUCUAGCAAAAGGAUUUUCUUGUCCAAUAUGUAAUUAAUAAUUAGGAUAAUAAAUUUUACGAAUGAAUAUUUAAAAUUACAUAUAUUUAGAUCCAAAUAUACUUUCCUAUAUGUAUUAGAAUAUGUCUAAUAUUAUUGAUACCAAAAUUUUUGAAUAUCAUGGUGAAUAAUAUAUGCUUUAGGAUUUUAAAAAUAGAUAAAAGAUUAAAAGAGAAGAUUAUGUUGCAAGUUUAUUAGAUAGAAUUGUUGUAUUUAGGCAAUUGUUUUGUAGAGUAAAUUUCGAAUUGAGAAUUCGGUAACCUUUAAUUCUUUACAAUUGUCCUGAUAGAAAAAUUGUUGAUUUUAAAUCAUUUUAUCAAGAAUUAAAGAAAAUAAACUUUGAUUUAGAAAAAUAAGGACUUAUCUUAUGUAGAUGCAAUUAUUGUUAUCGCAAUCCCAUUAAGUUUAUCGCAGGAUAAAUCUAUUUUCAUGAAGCCUUUUAUGAAGCUCUAAAUAAAUAUUAUCAAAUCUAAGAUAAUAAUCAAAAUGAGUCUCACUUUACAUAUACAUUUGCUGAUACAGAGAGAGAUAGUUAUAUCAAAACAGUUCAACUUAUCUUACCUUUAAAAAUUAAUUUUUAAAGGGAAAAUGGUAGCUUUUGGGAUAUGAUGUCUGAUGAAAAGUAUCAAAGUUUAUUUAGAGGAUCUGAAAUAUAAGGGUACAAAUUCAAGUUAUUUGCUAUUAAUUUCUAAACAUUAUGCAAAUCCCAAUCGUAUUAGAUUAAUAAGGUAUAUAUGUUGAUAUGGAACAAGCAAUGUAGAAUUUCAAUUAACGUAUUGAUCAAAAAUUAAAAUAAUAUGGUUUUAAAGUGCGUAUGA
Molecule: messenger RNA, 2034 nt
Organism: Paramecium tetraurelia
Lineage: Eukaryota; Ciliophora; Oligohymenophorea; Peniculida; Parameciidae
Exons: 2
Biological process (GO): protein sumoylation
Molecular function (GO): SUMO ligase activity
Source: RefSeq, a predicted model, not a curated record